AUGGAAGAACCUACUGAUAUAUCUUUCUACAUUGGGCAAGAUGGGGUGGAGACGUUAAGAGCAUUAGAUGUCCCUUUAGAAGAAGGUGAUGUAGUUUCCAUCAAUCUAGCAAAUAUCGAUGAACAGAAUCCUGAUGAAAUUAUCCUGUUUCUCGCUGAUACCAAGAGUGGGAAACAUUAUUGGAUAAUCGUGGCUCGAGCUUAUUCCCAAUUGGGAAAAUUGGACGAAGCAGUUCAAAUCAUCAAGUCGGCGUUGGGUUCCGACAACUUUGGCAACGAAGAUAAAAAGACCCUUCAAUCGUUUUUAAUAUGGUUACAUUUCAAAUUUGCUUACUUGGGGAUUAACAAAAGUUCCAACUUGGUGGAAGCAGGUACAGGGAUUGCCGAAUUAGCAUCGAAGAUCCAAAGCGAUGCUCAAACUUCACCAGUCAACAGUACAAGUAACUUGUUGUCACAGGCUGUGUUGGCAUUGUACCAAGGCCAUGAUGACGAUGCAUUGCAAAUAUUUGAAAAGAUAUUAAAGAGAGAUCAAAAUAAUACAUUUGCUUUGCUGGGUAAGGCGCAAGUGUUGUUGAAUAAGUCGAAAAGCUAUGCAAUGGCUUUGAAAUUGUUUCAACAAGUUUUGAUACUAAACCCCACCACUAAGCCCGAUCCUAGGUUGGGUAUUGGAUUAUGUUGUUGGUUUUUAAAGGACGAGAAAAUGGCAAUCCAGGCAUGGGAACGAGCACUUGAACUAGAUCCAAGCAAUGUAAAAGCAAGAAUAUUUUUAAAUUUGGCCCAUUUCCACAAUGCGUUUAAUAACUCGUGGAGUGACGAGGAGUUUGUCAAUAACUAUAAAGCUUGUUUGGUUGAGUUGUCACAGAUCCACAAGAGCAAUGUCAAUGAUACGACGGUCUUGUUGGUGCUCGUGUCGUACUAUUAUUCCAAGAAUGAGUUUGACACUGUCGAAAGAUUGUUGAGAAAAGUGGUCAAAGACAUAACAGGAGACGAAAACUUGACUAAGCUCGCCACCCAUUCCAAAGUUUCAAAAUACGAGUCCAAUGCAUUGUCUGAAUGUGGUACCUGGUUAGGAAGAAUCAGAUUUGCCGAUGGUGAUUUCACACAGGCGUCAAAAUAUUUCCAAGAAGCAAUCAAGUUGAACGAUUUGAACAUAGUGGCCAAAUUGGGAUUGGGUCAAUCGCAAUACAGCCGUGGCUCGGUUGAGGAAGCCACAUUGACAUUUGAAUCCAUCUUACGCAGCAAUGCCAAUUGUUUGGAGGCAAAUUACUCACUAGGUGUCAUAUAUGCGAAACAGAGUUCAAAGAAGAAGAAGGAACUUGCAAUUCAAGUAUUGGAGCGAUAUAUUCGACUUUCGAAUAAUAGAGGGUUAUCAUCGGCCAAAAAUGAUGCUGACUUUUUGUUGAACAAAGAGCCAGUUGCGUUGAAUGCGUAUUUGACAUUGAGCAGUUUGUAUGAGAGUAUUGAUUUAUCGCAAGCACUUUUGUAUUUAAACAAGGCGGUUGAAGCUAGAAAGCUGGUGGACAAAGACGUGCCCUUGGAGGUUUAUAAUAAUAUUGGAGUGUUUCAGUUUACCAAACAAAAUUUCAAAGGCGCCUUGGAAAACUUUCUGUUGGCCAUUGAUAAGUUGGAUGGGGCGGAAUUUUUAAGUCCCGACGGCGAUGUAUUGGUCGAUUUACCCGCAGAUUUGAGAGUUAGUUUGACAUUCAAUUCAGCCAGGACAAAAGAACUUUCAGAUGAUAAAGAGGCCUUGGAGGCGUAUCAUUCAUUGUUGUCGGAAUGCCCCCACUAUUUUUCAGCAAAGUUGCGUAUUUUGUUCUUGUCAUGUAUACUGGAGACUAAUUUGACACCAAGAGAGAUUCAAACCGAAAUUGAUGAGCUAUUGACGUUGAAUGCAUCUGACUUGGAAAUUAGAUCGUUUUACGGGUGGUUUGCCAAAAAUUUUGGUAAAAAGUUGGGCAUGAAGCCAGAUGCAGAUACGGCAUUCCAAAAAGAGACUCUAGUUGAAUAUGACAAACACGAUUGUUACGCUUUACUUUCAUUGGCCAAUAUUUAUUGUGUCUUGGCUAGAGAUUUGAAAGGAUCAAGUGUGGACGAAAAAAAGAGAACAUACUAUGUGAGGGCAACUGAGUUGUAUACUAAAGUGUUGACCGUUGAUAGAAAGAAUGUUUACGCGGCACAAGGGUUGGCAAUAGUCUAUAUUGAAAAUAAGGAAUCAACAAAAGGGUUAAAUAUUUUGAGGAAAAUCAGGGAUUCGCUUAAUGAUAUCUCGGUUUAUUUGAAUCUUGGACAUGUUUUAUGUGAUGUUAAGCAAUACGGUAAGGCUAUUGAAAACUACGAGCUUGCUUUGACCAGGUUUACCGAUGGUAAGGAUGUGAAAAUUUUGACAUUCUUGGGUAGAGCCUGGACACUUCGAGGAUCAAAUGAACAAAAUUUGAGCUAUUUUAAGACGGCUUUGGAUUACACUAGACAAGCAUUUGACUUGACCAAGGGUUUGAAAUCGGCCUUGCGUUUCAAUAUAUCAUACAUUCAAUUCCAGAUUGCUGACUUUAUUACCAAACAGCCAGUUCAACAGAGACAACCACAGGAUAUAAGCGAUGCAAUUACUGGUUUGAAUGAGGCUAUAGAAACAUUGGUGCAAUUAUCGUCUGAUGAAGAAAAACACCCACCAUAUCCAAAGGAUGAGUUGCGAGGUAGAGCCAAUUUAGGUUCGAGUACAUUAUUGAACAGACUAACUAGUGCUCUUGAUGAAACAAAGGAAAACAUCGCCGAAGUGGAACAUAGGCUUGAAACAGCAAAACAAUUGCGAGAACAAGAAAAGGAGGCUGAACUUCAAAAAGAACAAGAGAGAAUCAAUGCCAUGAAGGAGAAGGAGGCUGAAUUGGCCAAACAAAGAGCAGCUUUGCAAGAACAAGCGCAACAAUGGGCUGAAGAGUCGAGAAUUGAUGUGACGGCUAAUGACGAGGAGGAGAAUGAUGACAAGUUAUUUGAACAGGAAUUAGAAGGGGGAGAUAAAAAGAAAGGUAAAGGCUCAUCAGCGUCAAGGAGUAAAGGUAAAGGGGGUAAAUCAAAGAAGGGCAAAAAUGCUAGGAAAAUUGUGUCUGACAGUGAAGAAGAGCCAGAAGCUGAGUUUUCGGAGAACGAAACUAAAUCGAAUGGUAAACGACAAUUUGUUUCUGAUGACGAUGAAGAUGGUGAUGAGGAGACGGUUUCUAAUGGAUCUAAGAGAAAGAAAACACUGCAUUUGUCUAAAGAGUUUAUUAAAGAUAGUGAUGAGGAAUUAGAAGAUGAUGAUCUCUUUGGAAAUGAUGACGAAGAGGAAAAGAGUGAAGAAGAAAAGGGUGAGGAAGGUAAAGGUGAUGGCGAUGAAGCAGAGAGCGAGAAAGAGUAG
Lodderomyces margitis is the source of this 3387-nucleotide messenger RNA. RefSeq lists its product as uncharacterized. Gene Ontology annotation, cellular component: Cdc73/Paf1 complex. Lineage: Eukaryota; Fungi; Ascomycota; Pichiomycetes; Serinales; Debaryomycetaceae. Gene Ontology annotation, molecular function: RNA polymerase II complex binding. Bases 1 to 3387 code for a protein of 1128 amino acids. The transcript has a single exon. Gene Ontology annotation, biological process: regulation of DNA-templated transcription. The record is from RefSeq and is a predicted model, not a curated record.